This is a messenger RNA of Portunus trituberculatus (swimming crab), 2717 nucleotides long. RefSeq lists its product as uncharacterized. The coding region runs from base 338 to 2440 and encodes 700 amino acids. The transcript is spliced from 12 exons. NCBI's taxonomy places the organism in Eukaryota, Metazoa, Arthropoda, Malacostraca, Decapoda, Portunidae. The record is from RefSeq and is a predicted model, not a curated record.
CACAUCAACAGGCUCAGUCAGAAUCAGACGACAACACAAGCCUCAGGUAAACAGUGCCCGGCUCGCGGGGAACACUGCAGCACGAGAACAGGCGUGAAAGUGAACACAGUUGCUCAAGUCCGGUGAUGUGCUGUGUAGAGUGACAUGGUGGUGUCCUGUACGCCCCUGCCAGCACGUGUCAGUGCUCCCUGGCUCUUCAAGACACAGGGGCGCCACGUGAGGUGAUCCCUGGCCAGUGGCCACACCGCCCCUAAGCACAGCUAGGGGCGCCGUCUGUCGGGUCAGCAAUCACCGCUUAAGCAGAUAGUGCUUGAGUGAAAGCAAGAGACAAGACACAAUGUCUCCAGCACUGCUGCACGCCCUGGCCCGGCCGCUGAGCCUCAGUGUGCGGGGAUUGCACCGGGCAACACAGCUGGCACUCAGGCACACCACCACCACAAGGAGGAAGUGCUUGCAUAACAGAACAGCAUUGUGUGAGGCUAGGGCUGUCCGGUACUGCUCAGGCCACACAACACAUGGGCCAGAUUCCUUCAUCACAGCACCGGAGGAGGAUGAGAUAGAGAAGCACCUUAUGGCCCCUGACUCCCUCUCCAAGGCACAUCAGACUGACCUUUCCAGCUUAGCCACCUCUGAAGAAUUCCUGUUACCCAGCCAACAAAGACGGAAAGAGAGUAACCUGCUGGUGGUGAAGAUCAAGGAGUGCGAGAGUGUUGCUGCUGCCUUUGAAGUAUAUGAAAGGCACAAUGAUGUCAUGGAGACCAAGCACUGUUUGGCACUCUUGGAAAAGCUUGGGGUCCUUGCAAAGAAUAGCGAGGAUUCCAGUGCACAGACACAACAGAGUGAGGGAUUCAGUGCUCUGUGUGACCAGCUGUACUCUCAGUGUCGCCGAAUGGAGGUGGACGACUGGCUGAAUCUCCUGAAGUACCUGUGUCUUCUAAGGGUUCCUGCCACCUCUAAGCUCUGCCAAGUUGCUCUUCAGAUGUUGAAGCACCAGAUUAAUGACUUGACCCUGAAGCAACUGAUCUUCCUGGACUUUCUACUGAAGAAGAUGGAACGCACCCCACUCUCAGAGGCACUGCUCACUGCCACUCCUAUCCUUCUCAGCAACAUCCUGCCCUCAGCAUUCCUCAACGAGCUCUCCUUCUCCUACUUGUCCCUGGCAUUCACCAUCUGCUGCCAGGGGAAGGUGAAGGGCCUGGGCAUCCUUCUGCAGGAGAUGUACAAGCGAGGCAGCGUACGGGACACAAUCUUAGCCAUGAGUCUUGUUUGGAGCCUGACUCGUGUGUCCUCGCCGCAGCUGCAGAGGAGACUGUUGACGCAGGAGGAGCAGCUGACCAGGGAGGUGAUCAUGAAGGAGUGCUUGGAGACUCUGGCCAGGGAUACAGACUCACUCUCUUCCCAUCAGAUGGAGUCGACCCUGACCAAGCUGAGUAUGGGCCAUGAUUUUGGGGACAGGAGCUGCUAUAAUGAGAGGUUCCUGAACGCUGCGGCUUCCUUUGUGUGCCGUCACUCUCUCCCCUUUGAGAAGACAGCACACACCAUCACCAAAAUGUCUAAAAUGAAUUACAUCUCAGAGGAACUAGUGCAGUAUGCCGUGAAGCUCAUGAUUUCACAGCCAGAGGACAUAUCACAGGCCAAGGUGGGGAUGGUGUCACUGCUCUCAGCCGUCACCGUCACGCCGCUGCCCCCUGAAGAACUCAAGGCUGUGCUGGAUGUUAUGAUGACACACAAAUCCCUCCAAAUGAACUCUGAAUACUACAAGAAACCACUACUGCAGGUGGCUGUAGAACUCCUGAGUGUUGAGUACUACCACCCCCAGCUGAUGCAGAUCCUCACCUCCCCAGACACUCUUAGCCUGUUCAUGUCGAAGUACCACAAGGAGAACAUCAAUCACAGCCGGCUGGUGGAUGUGGACCAGGCCCUUGGGAGGCUGGUGUCGUCCCCACAUAGGGUCCCCGAGACCUUCCUGGAGCCCGGCAGGAGGUUGAGGGCCAGCCAGCAGCCCACCAGGUCCUUCCUCAAAGCCAUGCUCCACCAGAUCCUGCCAGAUCCAAGCUACCUCAUGUCUGGACUGCUGAGUGGUGGGGGAAUAUUCAUAGACCACCUUUUAGUGUUGGAUCCAGAGGGAGAACCCAUCAAGCUGACCAGUGCCAAGGACCCAAUCAAUAAGAACCAGUUCAUCUCCUCCCUGGACCUGCCUGUCAGUGCCACCAAAAUCGCCAUCAUGGACAUCGGGUCACGGGGAGCGUACAGGCCGGCUGGAGUGUUGAAGGCCCCACAGAGACUAAGACAGAGGUUGCUAGAGGCGGAGGGCUUCAGAGUGCUGCCUUUGCUACAGCUGGUCAUCUUUCAUCACCAUGAGGAGGAGAAAAUUCUAUAUGUGAAGAGAGAAUUAAUGGAUGCUGGUCUCUCUCUCAGCUAUGAAGUGGAGGAGAGAUAAGAGAUAAGAGAUUUUUUUUUUUUCCAUCUUCUUUUGUUUAUCAGGUUUUAUCUUAUUUUUAUUUAUAUGUAUUUAUUUAUUUAUUUUUUAUAUUCAUUUAUUUAUUCAUUUUUUUGUUUUUGUUUUUCUGGUUCCUCUUGUGAGAUAAGACUCUUGUUUUUUUGUUUAUUUGUAUUGUUUGUUUUAUCUAUUUUUGUUUUCGUCAUUUUUUAGUUUUUUCUAUCAUUUCUUUGUGUCGUUAUUCAUUCAUUCAUUGUUUUCUUUUUUCUCGUGCUAU